GCGGCGGCUGCAGCAGCAGGAGCAGAGCGCGGCGAGGCGUCGCGUCGCGUUUGCAGCUCCAGCGCGCCCGGACCAUGGAGGGCUCGCCGCUGCCGCCACCAGGGGAGGAGGAGGCGGCGGCAACAGCCCGAGCCGGAGCCGGCAGGAGCCCCAGCGCAGCCGGGCAGCGCUAGCCGCCGCGCCGCAAAACAGCCGAGCCCGGUCCCCGCCCGCUCGCCAGGCGCUGCGCUCCGGCCGCCGCUGCCACCGCCGCGCGUCUCCAUUGCGCGCAGCAUCUGCAGCCGCCGCCGCAGGAGGAGGAGAAGGCGACACCCCACCUCCACGCCCGCCCGGGACCCGAUCCGAGCCGGCGGGGAUGCGCGGGCUCUGAGCGCCCCUCGCCCUCCGGCCCUCCGCGCCCCCGGGGGCCGGUCUCCCCGCGCUCGCCAUGGGCAAAGACCAGGAGCUGAUGCAGGCGGUGAAGGCGGAGGACAUCGGGGCGGUGCAGAAGCUGCUGCAGAGGCCCAAGCCCGGCAAAGCCAAGCUCCUGGGAUCAACCAAGAGGGUGAAUGUGAAUUUCCAAGACACUGAUGGAUUCUCUGCCCUGCACCACGCGGCCCUCAAUGGCAACACAGAACUCAUCUCCCUGCUGCUGGAGGCUCAGGCUGCUGUGGAUAUCAAGGAUAACAAAGGGAUGCGCCCCUUGCACUACGCUGCCUGGCAGGGUAAGAAGGACCCCAUGAAGCUGGUGUUGAAGGCUGGCUCUUCUGUGAAUGUUCAGUCGGAUGAAGGGCAGAUCCCUUUGCACCUGGCAGCCCAGCACGGCCACUAUGAUGUGUCAGAGAUGCUCCUCCAGCACCAGUCCAACCCCUGCAUCCUGGACAUUUCGGGCAAGACGCCACUCGACCUGGCCUGCGAGUUCGGAAGGGUUGGGGUAGUGCAGCUGCUGUUGAGCAGCAACAUGUGUGCCGCCCUCCUGGAGCCGAAGCCAGGAGACAUCACCGACCCCAAUGGGACCAGCCCCCUGCACCUGGCGGCCAAGAACGGCCACAUUGACAUCAUCAGACUCCUUCUCCAGUCCGGGAUCGACAUCAACAGGCAGACGAAGGCAGGCACUGCGUUGCAUGAGGCGGCCUUAUGUGGCAAGACGGAGGUCGUGCGCCUCCUCCUGGAUAGCGGAAUCAACGCUCACAUCCGAAACACCUACAGCCAGACGGCGCUGGACAUUGUCAACCAGUUCACGGCCACCCAGGCCAGCAGGGAGAUCAAGCAGAUGCUCCGAGAUGCUUCCGCCGCCCUGCAGGUCAGGGCCGUGAAAGAUUACUGCAACAACUACGACCUGACCAGCCUCAACGUCAAAGCCGGGGACAUCAUCACAGUCCUGGAGCAGCACGCCGACGGCCGGUGGAAAGGCUGCAUCCACGACAACCGGACCGGCAAUGACCGUGUGGGCUACUUCCCUUCCACCCUCGUCGAAGCGAUCAGCAAACGAACAGGUCCGUGGGACGCUGGGCCUUACCUGGGGCAGUUUCAAGCCAUCUCCCUCCCGGCUGGAGGGGCCUCGGUGCCUAAUGGCCAUUCCUGCUUCUCCUCCUCCUCCUCCUCCAUCACCUCCUCCUCCCAUCAUCAGGUCCAUUUCCUGCCUCCACCUCCACCAAACCCCCACCAGCCUCUUUUCAGUUCCUUUGGCUACCGCCGGCUCCCCCACGGCGCUGUGGAAGGGCCUGGCACCGUCCCAGAAGGUUCCCGAGGGUCUGACGCCAGCCCGUCCCACUUGUCCCCAUCGCCAGGCGCUGGCACACCAGCCCCACCAGAAGAGAUCUGGGUGCUUCGCAAACCCUACGCAGGUGGCGACCGCAGCAGUGUGGGCAGCACGGGAAGCGUGGCCAGUGGGCGGAGUUCGGGGAGUGGCCAAAGCACCGGCAGCGGAGGCCACGCCCCCCUCCACCCGGGCUCGGAAGGUGUCAAGCUUCUGGCAACCGUCCUUUCCCAGAAGGCGUCUGUGCAAGAAUCCGGCGUGGGUGAUGGGCCUGCCAAAGCACUGGAGACGCCUGCAGGUUCUUCUCGGACGCAUAGUUUGGGCACCUCAUCAUACCCAGGGCAGCCCUACAGUGAGCAGCCGAAGAAAGUGGAGCCCAUGUCAGAAGGGAAGAGCUCAGAGGCUGUCUACCAGUGGCUAUACAAGUUCCAGCUGCAGCUUUAUGCCUCCAACUUCAUCAAUGCUGGGUAUGACAUCCCUACCAUCAGCCGGAUGACGCCAGAGGACCUGACUGCCAUUGGGGUCACGAAACCAGGACAUAGGAAGAAGAUCGCUUCAGAGAUCAACAGCCUAAAUAUCCCCGAGUGGCUUCCAGAGUACAAGCCAGCUAACUUGGCUCUCUGGCUCUCCAUGAUCGGGCUGGCACAGUAUUACAAGGUCCUGGUGGAAAAUGGUUAUGAGAACAUUGACUUCAUCACUGACAUCACUUGGGAGGACCUGCAGGAGAUCGGCAUCACAAAGCUGGGCCAUCAGAAGAAGCUGAUGCUAGCAGUGAAGAAGCUGGCGGAGCUGCAGAAGGCCGAGUACGUGUCGGGGACGCUGAAGAAGAAAGGGGCGCCACAGUCUCAGGACUCAGUGGCCAUAGAACCCCCUCAGCAGGAGGCAGCCGAGUGCCAGUCUCCCAAGAUGAAGACCUUCCAGGACAGCGAGCUGAGCAACGAGCUGCAGGUGGCCAUGACGGGCACCAGUGAGGAGGGGGGGACGGAAAAGCAGGUCAACCACGUGGGGCACUUUCGCGAAGGGGCGCCGCCCUUCCGGCAUUCCUCCCGCCUCGUCCACGAGAACAGCCUGAGUGGGAGAGCGAAGCAGAUUAGCAGCUCCCAGGAGCUGCUGGGAGACGGACCCAAAGCCACCAGCACCAGCAUGUCCAAAAGCCAGGAGUUCCUGGCCGAGGACGGGAAGGAAGGCCCGGCCACCCUGCCCAAGGAGGUGCGGAGUCUCCGGCACGGACACAGCAUCAAGAGAGCCAGCGUGCCGCCAGUUCCCGGAAAGCCCCGCCAAUCGUUCCCCCCUUCUGCGGGCCAUUACACUCCGCCGCAGACACCCACCAAGCCCCGCCCGUCCUCGCCACAGGCGCUUUCCGUGCCGCAUGCCACGGCCAAGGUCAAGCCCACACCGCAGCUGCUGCCGCAGUCAGACCGCCCCAUGUCUCCUCGCUCGCUGCCACAGUCCCCCACACACAGGGGCUUUGCUUACGUCAUGCCGCAGCCCGUGGAGGGAGACGUCCACACGGCAGGCCCCUUGGCGCAGGCGGUGCCUGUGCUGCCUGUCUCGGUGCCCGUGCUGUGCCUGCCGCCUCAAGCUACAGAGGGGGAAGAAGAGGGAGGCCGGCCGAAGAAGAGGGCUCACAGCCUGAACCGCUACGCCAUGUCGGACAGCGAGCAGGAACGGGACGAGCUCCUGGUGCCGGACGCUGUGCCUUAUGCCACCGUGCAACGGCGAGUCGGGCGCAGCCACUCGGUGCGGGCACAGUCGGGCGGUGAUAAGAACGUCAACCGCAGUCAGUCCUUUGCGGUGCGGCCCAAGAAGAAGGGGCCUCCGCCUCCACCGCCCAAACGCUCCAGUUCGGCCAUCUCCAGCACCAACAUGACCGAUGACUUCACCAAGGAAGGAGAGGAGGGCCUGGAACCGCCCCAGGAGCACCAGCAGAGGCGGGCAAGCGACUUUGGUGGCACAGUGGACACUGGCAGCGCUGGGAGUGUGAAGAGCAUCGCUGCCAUGUUGGAAAUGUCAUCCAUUGGCGGCGGCGGGAGAGGGCUUGUUCUGCAGAAGCCGCCUGGAGCUGGGAAGGGCCCCGACGGCUACUACUUGCAACCCGGCGUUGCGGUGCACCCGGCCAGCCCGGAGCACUCCCGUGUUGCCACCGUCCUGGCCACUGUCAAGCACAAGGAUGCCAUUGGGCCGGAUGGCGAAGUAGUAAACCGCCGGCGCACCAUCAGCGGCCCCGUGACGGGGCUGGUUGCCGCAGCUCGCCGUGAGCGUUCCGACAGCAUCAAGUCGGAAACGGGCAAAGAUGGCGGCCCCGUGGAGCGGCUGCGGGUGGAGCACGGCGGAGGCUCCCCGCAGAACAGCUCUGGCGAGAACAUCCCCUUUGCCGAGGAGGGCAACCUGACGAUCAAGCAGCGGCCUCGGCAGAUGGGGGUCGCCAAGGCUGAAGGUGGAGAGGGCUUGUCGCUGGCCCACCGGCACGGGGACCUCUCCAAGGUGGAGGCCAGUGCCACUCUCAAGAGGAGGAUCCGUGCAAAGCAGAGCCAACAGGACAGCGUCAAGUUUAUCCUGACCGAGUCGGACACGGUCAAGAGGCGGCCAAAGUCUAAAGACAAGGAGCAUGAACUGGCGCCGCUGUCUAUCUACCAGAACGGCACUGCCACCAUCAAGCGCCGGCCAGCCUCCGAGAUGAGCGGCGCCGAGGCCACAGCCCUCACUGAUCAGCAGGAGAAAUGUGACAAUACCUCAGCCCAGCUCCCUCCGGAAGGCGAACCCAAGAGGCCCGUCAAGCCGCCGGUUUCGCCCAAGCCGGUCCUUCCCCAGAAAGUAUCUGGGCCUCCCACGCCCACUUCCAAAAAGGUCCCGAUUCCUGGCCCCGGCAGUCCAGAGGUGAAGCGUGUCCACGGCACCCCACCACCGCCCAUCUCUCCUAAGCCCACACCACCCCCGACGGCGCCCAAGCCUAAGGUCCACGCUGCCCUGCAGUCGGCGAGUGCCAGUUCCACGCCUGCGCCGUCGCCUGCCAAGCAGCUGGCGCCCACCAUCAAGCCUUCAAGCACGCCUCCCUCACUGUGCUCCAGCCCGGCUAAGCCCUUGUCUCCCGGCGGGGCCCCCCCUCAGACAGUGCCAGUCAAGCCUCCCCGCUCUUCCAUGGCUGGGCCGUCGGUGGAGAUCGUCAGCACGGAGAGCGUGCACCAGAAGCUGGAGGAGACCAGCGCCUCCCUGGCUGCCGCUCUGCAAGCCGUGGAGGAAAAGAUCAAGCAAGAGGAUGGGCAAGCAGCAGAUUCCACCGCAGAAUCCAAGAGCACAGUCAGCAUUCUCGAUGACAUUGGCAGCAUGUUUGACGACCUUGCGGACCAACUGGAUGCCAUGUUGGAAUGAGAGCUGGGAAGCAAUCGCAGCCAACCUCAGGAUCUGCCAUGGGCACAAGGGCACAAUCAUCUCCAUGAAGAUCUUCCCUUCCUCCCCUUCCAUCUUUUGAGGUUUGCACAAAGAUAAGGUUACCUCAGGAUUGUGCUGAAACAAACCCAGAUGCUUGGGGAAGGCUUUCUUGGGGCUUGGAGUUUUGUGGAAGCGGCAAAGAAAAGGAAAGAGCCGCCGCUCUUGCGCUGUUAUUUCCCCCCUUCCUUCCUUAACACCUGUUUACUUUGGGGGAUACAAGGUGACUUCAAUUCUCCUAAGAAUGAAGCAAAAAGCCGUACGCCUGGGGCAGGAACUUCUGUUACCUGCAAGACGAUCUUCAGGCAAAUCUACUCCACUUGGUCAAAUUUGAGUCUCCUCGUUUAAUUUGGAAAGUAUUUCCUGCCCUCACCCCCUUCUCCCAACCAACCAAUCCCCAGUCGCUACAGUCCCCCAGUGUGUUAUCAAAAUGUGGCACAAAUAACUAUGGAGUCUUCUCUGGUUCUUCAUGUUUUCUGUUUGGGGUGGAAUCUCGUCUUAGUGAAACUCUUCUUGCCUUCCGUGUUGGUAUUGUUCCUUGACUGAGCACCGCUGUCCUCUCUCUCCUGUGCUGCUGUCUUGGUUCCUGUGCCCAUCUGCCCUUAUUGGGAAGCGCUGGAAAAGGCGGGGCAGGAGAAUGCCCAAGGGAAGCCGUUGAGUCGAGGAGGCUUUCGGCUAGCUGCAUGCUUCGUUUCUUUGUCCCGAAAGGUGUUUGUCUUCUCCUGGUGAUAAUGAAGCUGUGACUGUAAGAAGUUCUGUUCCGUUAAACGAGUCCCAUUUGAGAAAUAAGCUCCUUUUUCUUCUUCUUCUUCUUCUUCUUCUUCUCCUGUUUGUUUGCCUUGAAAAAAAAAGUAUUGUUCCUGGCAAGGGCCGCGCAAAAGCUUUGGUACAUUUGCAUGACUGAUACAGUGUUGAAACAUAAAAAGGGGAAAUGGGGAAAAAGGAAAACAAAAAAUCCUGGCCAAAAAAACCCUGUAAAUAUAUCCCUGGUGGCUUCAGGAGCUGCCAUAAAUGAAUAUUUAUUCCCGAUUUUUUCUUUUAAAGAUAUACAUAUAUCUCUCUAUCCUUAGGGCAGCUGGGGUUAUGAGCAUGAGAGACUUUGGUUGCACUCUCUCACACUUCAAGGCACUUGUUUCCAAAGAGUUUGUUGUUGAUUUAGACAAUGCAGCCCUCCUUAAGUACUGUCUACAGUGGUUAUUCCCGGGAGGAACAGGAAGUGGGGCAGAGUUAAGGAGGCAGUAAACAGACAUGGGCAAUAUAAUGUAUUGAUCUUGCAGAGCUUUUGGUGGAGAAGCAGCAGCACUGAGCAGGGGCCAGUGGUAGUUUUGUAGUCUAGCAGGAGUUUGGUAAAAGAGGACUCCCCUGCCGCUUCCAUUUCUGUUGUUCCAAAUGCAAUAACGGUUGCACCACAACUAUCCAAAUUGGUUCUGCCAAGGCGAGUGAAUUGCAAUAGUUAGCUGGGAUGUGAUUUCAGUCUCUGACUCUCAACUCGUAUCUCGUUUGCAAUUCUCAGCAGAUUGUGGACACACAACAGCUUGUAGUGCUGAGGAUGGUGGCUUGCUAGCUAAGAGAGGCCUGACAUGGAGAUGACCCCUGCAGAGGCAGCCCUGUUGGGCUUGCAGUGCUGUAUGGCCUGAGCAAGUGCAGUCUCCCAGGAAGGUCCACCCAAGGCGCAGGAACUUUUGGUGUGUGCAACUAUGAAAAAUGCGUCAGUGUCUGCACCACCUGUCUAGUGUCAACUCUUGCAAUAUCCUAACCAACCUGAGAGCUGUUGGGUGUUGGGAGAGGGACCACCAGCAGCAAGGUGAAGCUGUUCCGCCAGUGCCCAACAUUAUGUCUUGCUUGGUUCUUUUCUGGCUUAGGGCCCUUGCAAGGUUGAGGCUCUCAGCAUUGUAGGAGUUUAUGGGGAAGGAUCUCUCAACAGAAGGUUGGGUUCUAGGUGCCUCAAAGGCUGUAAGGUUAUCCAGAGGUUUUGUAGCAUGUAGACUGAAUUGGUCGUGACCUCCCUGCAAGUCCCCUUGUUCUUUAGUUGGUUGCAGUGGGGAUCUUUGUACAUUGCAGGGAGUUAAGGCAUGAGAGCCAGUCUCUGAAUGCUCAAAGCAUCAUGGGAGUAGCAGAGCAGCUCCCUUUGGAUUGGUCCACAGCUGUUAACACCUGGCACACAAGGUUCUUCUAAUCUUCCCGGCUGCCACAUCAUGGUCCCGUGUCAUUCUCAAAAAGAAGCACAAUGUUGGAAUCUCCAAUAACGGAUUAUCCACUCUCCUGCUGCAAUCUUCUCUUCUUAAAGCAGCAAUGGAAUACUCCUCUUCUUCCUUCCUGGGGCAUUUCUUGGCAAGGUAAAACUGUCCCCUGUGAGAAUCCAGUCUUAAGUUAAUCUUGAUGGUUGGAUACUUGAAUCAAUUACCAGUAGAGGAAACCAAGUGAUGGUGGUGGUGGUGGUGGUAGCCUGGCAGGAAGUGGAGGUCAUUUCAGAGUCUCGCAGCACCAAAGUUGACUAGCUUGUCAUGCAUUCUUUAUGGCAGUGGGCAAGCAUGAACCCGUGUUUUUUUCUGUCCUGUUGGACUGGAAGCUAUCUUGGCAUUGGACAUUAUUAUGACUUAACUAAACCUUUUGGCAAGUAUUUCAAGAUUACUGGUUUGGCUGUGAUGACUGGCCUGUAGUGUCUUCCAUCGAAGGAGAUUUUGGAGAUCCUUGGAAUGACAUUCUGCCCAGACCCCAUUGUUUUUAACAGUUGAAAUGCAUUUCCUACUGUUGAGCCCUGGCUGCCUUUUAAGUGUCUGUGGCCUGCUGCAUUUCAUCCUUCCCUUGUGGGCACUCUUCCUUUUAAAACCACCACAAGGACUACAGCCAUUCUUCACCAAGACAAAUCCAAAAAGGCAUCUCAAAAAUCUGUAUCUUCAUUGCCACUUGCAGCAGAAGGCUGCAGCUUCAGUCCCGGUGCUGUAAUCUCUGGGGGUUUUGUUUAACGUGCAGCGAGGUUUACAUUUAGUUCAUGUUGCCCCUAUAAGUUUUUGGACUCUUUCGGUGCUUCAGACACCUAAUUCUGAUCUGCUCUCUUCCUCAUUGCUGCUAACACUUGCACCAUGGCCAUAUCUUUCUCUAAAUGUUGCUCCCUUGUGUUCCAUCUUGCCUUUGGAUUCAUAGCUGUAUAAGCACCAGAAAUCAUCUGGCAGUGAUAGAGAGAGAAAAGCUAUCAUUGGAUCAGAGAUUUUGGUUGCUGUGGGCCUUCAGGCUUCCUCUUAAGAUAAGGAACCCCCUUCUGUUCCCACCAAAAGCACUGGAACCCUUCUUCCUAAGCAAGUAAUUACUCAGGGAAUUGUUCUCCCUGCAGUUUUGAGGCCAAAUGAUGACAUUAUAUGCCUUGGGCAUGAAACUUUGUGAGCCUCUGAGGCUCUUCUUAGGUCCAAAGUCAUCCUUUUUUUAUAUCACCUCACCAUUCACCCAUUUCUAAUGUUUAGUAACUGUCUGUGUCAGUCUCUCUCUCUCUCUUUCCUCUUUGUUCUCCUCUUUACUUGCAGCUCAUUUCAUUUUUUAAAAAAUCUGUAAGACAAGAAAAGGGGGGCAGCGCCCUGCCUUGGCUUGAGGGAUGGUCCACUCGCGAAUCUCAACCAAUCAGGUCAGAUCAACAACUCAGGAGAACCCCCUUCCAGCCGUCCUGCACCAUGACUAUUUUUCCAAGCAAGACCACCAAGCCUCUUAAACCCACUUGAUUUUGAUGCCUGUGCUUUUGCUACAUAGGGCCAGUGUAGUGACAGGCUGGAAAAAAAAGCAGAGUUGGGUUCUGUUGUUGAGUUUAUUAUUGCUUUGGUAGAGGGUCUCUCUUCCUCUUGCAACAGCCAUGUUUAUGAAUGUUCUUACAUGUGAAAACAAAAACAAAAGAAUUUUCUGUCCCCUUUGGCGUGUGAUAAAGGGAUGAGAAAAAUAAGCUAUAUAAAAGAAGUAUUAAUUUAUUGGAAAGAAAUUAUUUAAGAAUGGAUUUCCCACCCACCCCCAGAGAUAAUUAACAAAAAAAAUAUCAGAAAGGACUUUAAUAUAUAUUAAAAAGAUUUUAAAAUAUUAUCAACUGUAUAUUAAACAGUUUUAAGAGAUAAAAUUGAAAGAACUGGAGUUUAGCUUGACUAUUAGACUUAUAAUAAGCUGUGUGUCUUGUGGUGACAUCAUUUAAGAGUAGCACAAUGUUUUUUAAAAGGUACAGUUUAUCUUGUUUCAAAGUGUGCAAAAAUAUUACGUUUUUGUUAUAUGGGAUUUUUUUUGUUGCCAUGUUUAUUUUUACAGUUUUAAACAAAAAUCAAAGGAUGUGCCUUGUUUUCAGAAUUUUUGUUAAAUCUCAUCUCUCAGCGUGUUCUUUUCUGUACGGCAGUUUCUGUUUUUAAGUUGGGGUGUGUGUGUGAGCAGCCACAUGUGUGUAUAUGUGUGAGCGUGUUUAAAUGCAUGUGUGUGGAAGUAGGUAAUGUAUGCACAGCUGUAUAUCAUUGUACAAAUGGGAGUCAAUCCAAUUUUGUUUUUUUUAGAACUGGCUUUUUUUUUUUGGUCUGGAACAUCAUAACCUAUGGUUCCCUGGCACUGUGGGUAUUUUUUGUUUGUUCGUUUCUGUUUAUUUGAAAUCCAGGUGUCUAUGUCUGAGUGGUGACACUCGUUUCUUUUCUCAAGCACAGAUAGCUCUGUCUUUGCUGAUCUCCAAAAUGUGUCUGGCACAACUUUGAAAUUUCUUACAUUAAAAUAAAUAAAAAAUAAAUAAAACGACAACAUGAAGAUACCUGUUGUAAAAAAAAAAAAUUAAAAAGAAAGAAAAUGUAUCUUAAAAAAGAAAAGAAAGAAUAUUCCAAGAUUCUAAUGCUGGAUAUAUACAUAUUAUAUAUAUUAUAAAUAUAUUAUAUAUAUUUUUAUUAUUAAGUUAUGGAAACUGUAUUGUAUUUUUCCCAUUUCUGUCAAAGCUAUGCAUCUUGCUGCCAGCCUCCUUUCCUUGCUUCUUGCAUCCCCAACUGUAUUAUUAUAAUAUUUGAUGGCUUUUGUGGUGCUGUAAAAAAUAUUUGCUCCUAUUUAAAAAAAAAGGAAAAAAGGAAAAAAAAUAGAAGUUGUCUGGGUACAAAUACUUAAGAACAUGGGAAAGAUGCCCUCCUCGCUUGCCAUGACUAUACAUAACAUGACGUUAACACUAAUAAUAUUUUUUAUUGGGAAACGACCUCCAAAGGCAGUUUUCCAUGAGGUGCUAAACUGCUGGGUGCAUGCAAGGACGCUAUGGUGCUGAGCGAUCGGCUCAUGCUGCAAUUUUACAAUAGACAGGUAGGCGGCGCUGUGGAUGCACUGAUGGCCAUCAGUGCUUAAUAAAUGUCCAAAUUGUC
Podarcis raffonei (Aeolian wall lizard) is the source of this 10506-nucleotide messenger RNA. RefSeq names its product CASK interacting protein 1 (gene CASKIN1). The transcript has 21 exons. The coding region runs from base 428 to 5107 and encodes 1559 amino acids. Gene Ontology annotation, molecular function: protein binding. Lineage: Eukaryota; Metazoa; Chordata; Lepidosauria; Squamata; Lacertidae. The record is from RefSeq and is a predicted model, not a curated record.